CGCUGCAUGCUUUCGAAAUUCCCACAACCAGCCUCCAGACGUUGGCCCCUCUUGCCCGGGAGAUGAUGGAUAGCAGGAUGCUAGAGCACCCUCGCGCCCAGUAUGGAGGCUCUCUCGGCGGGAUGGUGGGCUUUCCGUACCAUUUGAGCCAUCAUCAUGUGUACGAAUUAUCCGGACACCAACUCCAGUCUGCGACCGCCGUUCCUUUCUCCAUAGACGGAUUACUGAAUGGUUCCUGCACAGCAUCCGUGGUUAAUUCAAAUCCUCUGCUGUCUUCAGGCUGCAGUAUGAAUGGAGAUAACCAGCCGUACAAACUGACAGAUUCUGGAGACCAAGACAAAGAUAGCCCCGGUUGCAAGAGGAGAAGAACUCGAACAAAUUUCACUGGAUGGCAACUGGAGGAAUUAGAAAAGGCGUUCACUGAGAGCCAUUAUCCUGAUGUUUUUAUGAGGGAAGCACUUGCCUUGAGACUGGAUUUGAUUGAGUCUAGAGUACAGGUUUGGUUCCAAAACCGCAGAGCAAAAUGGAGGAAAAAGGAGAACACGAAGAAAGGACCAGGGCGGCCAGCUCACAACUCCCACCCAACGACAUGCAGCGGAGAACCGAUGGAUGCUGAAGAAAUCGCCCGGAGGGAGCUGGAGAGGCUGGAGAAAAAAAGGAGGAAGCAGGAACGAAAGCUUCUGAGGUCACAGAACAAACUCAUACCGAGUGAUUUAUUCCACACCCCCGGAUCGGAUAGCGACAGUGGAGUCUCGCAUGUAACGGACAGUGAACACACAUCGAAUGUCCUAGACCUACAUUCGGGAUCUAAUGGCCGAAACCAAACUGAACCAAGCUGUGACCAAACAGGACCAAUAAAUCCAAGCCAAAGACACGUGGGCCAGGAUGCUAGUGUGUCUGAGUUGGACUCCUCCGACAGCAGUCACAAUUCGAACUUGUGUUCGAACGGCAGAACUGCGGCCCUACAGAAACUGAGCCCUUUCAGUGUGGAGAGCCUUCUCUCGGACUCAACACCGCGACGUAAGACCCAUUUGGAUUUCCCUGCCUUACCUUCCCCACGGCCCUUGAUAGGGAAAGGGCACUUCUUACUGUACCCCAUCACUCAGCCGCUUGGUUUCAUUGUACCACAGACUGCGUUGAAGACAGCAUCAGGAACAGAUACAGUCAACCCCAUACAGAAAGGUUUAUCAAAUGACAGCGUUUCCACUCAGCCAAGCUCUCCUGUUUCAAAUAUAGGACAGAAUAGCACAAAUAGGAACAACUGCAACAAACUAAGUAGCAAUGGGUUAACCAACAGAGAGAUGAGCAGUUUUCCAGGGAAAGACGAAGGCUCUACACAAAGCAUCCAGGUCCAGACGACACUCACCGGAACCGCUCGUCCUCAGACCUGCUACAACGAACCAUACACGCAGCAACCGGAAUCUAAAGACGUUCAGCCAAAUUCUCCGCAAUCAGACACAAAAGAAAAAUCACUGCAGGACCAUAAAGAGUGCUUAGAGUCGGAGAGAACAAAUUGUCCGACGGAACCCAACACACACUGUAAUGAAGAUGAUAAGGAGUAA
Megalops cyprinoides (Indo-Pacific tarpon) is the source of this 1562-nucleotide messenger RNA. It is a transcript of the gene uncx, whose product is annotated as UNC homeobox. Gene Ontology annotation, molecular function: sequence-specific double-stranded DNA binding; DNA-binding transcription factor activity, RNA polymerase II-specific. The record is from RefSeq and is a predicted model, not a curated record. NCBI's taxonomy places the organism in Eukaryota, Metazoa, Chordata, Actinopteri, Elopiformes, Megalopidae. Gene Ontology annotation, biological process: regulation of DNA-templated transcription. The coding region runs from base 63 to 1562 and encodes 499 amino acids. The transcript is spliced from 3 exons.